This is a messenger RNA of Physcomitrium patens, 5380 nucleotides long. The record is from RefSeq and is a predicted model, not a curated record. Lineage: Eukaryota; Viridiplantae; Streptophyta; Bryopsida; Funariales; Funariaceae.
ACCCACUCCCGACUCUCGUCACCGAGCGGGGGGAUGAGCUCGCUCCCAGCGGCGGAGCCACGAUCUGGGGUGCUCGAUUCUACCACACCGCAUCUUUCAGCUCCCCUUGCAUUUUAUUUUUGCGGGCAUUUCAGCUACCCUACGAUCGUUUUAAUUUGGAUUUUCUGGGAGUUUUGGUAGAGUUUUACGAGUAGGGAAAGGGGUUGAGGUUUACUCUUGCGUUGCUCUAGGGAUUGGGCGGAUUGGAGCUUUCGCGUGGGAGGGGCCCCAGGGGCGUGUAGCUCUUGCGGCUGAGAGGAUUAUACAGGGUUUCGGUGGAUUGAGUUGAGCGGAAUUGCGAAUUCGAUCAAUUCAUUGGAGAGAGGGUGGUGGUGGUGGUGUUAUCAGUGGUGCUGGUAUAACAAAGUGCUCGUUGGAGGUCGUCAUAUUAUGGCGGUCUGGAGCGUUGGACUUGACGUAUUGCGCCCUCGCCCGUCGUUCCUCUUCUUGCCAUUGAUCACCACUCUUGGAAUCUUAGACCGAUACACGAAGUGGUUCAUCUCGGUGUUCAAAUAUUCUGUUCCUUCCAGGGUAACUUCAAGUGCAGUGGAAUUUGAGCUGCAUGGAUUUUUUUCUCGGGAUCCUGCAAACUGGUUACAUUUCACCACAUUUUAGGUAUCGGGUUCUGAUGAGCUCUAAUAGAAUCAAUCCAUUCAGUUUUGUGAGUGAAGAGGAUUUUUGGGAAAGAAUGUAGUUGUUUUAAUACUUUUUGUUUCUUCCAUAUCUUCCUCCUCCGAACCGUUAGUAUUAGUUUUUCUAUCGGCUAUACUUGAUCUGUACAGUUUCGAAUAGCCUUGUACAUAGGCUCUUUUAGUGUGCUAGCUUAGCAUCCUGACUGCUCUUUAUUCGUAUCCAAGAUUUUUUUUAUCUAUUGAGCGUUCUUACCAAUUGUGUAUUCCUAAGUUCCGUCUUCUGUUUUUUUGGUUUUUUAAGUAGUUCUGUUUCCUCUUCUUCUUCUACUACUCCGGGGGGCAUUGUGUGUAGAGACAUCAGAAUAGUUGGUUACUUUUGAUAUUGUUAAUGUCAACAAUGGGGAUGACCAGUCAGGCUCCUGCUGCAGCCAUGUCUGUCUCGAAGCUUACGCAGAGGCUUUCUUUUGAAAGUCCAACCGAGAUUGAGAAAGAGUUACAACAGGCUCAUUCUAGCCUUCAAUCCCUAUUAUCUCCACCAUACAACCUUUCACACUCCACGGCGAAUACUCCCCAGCUUCCUCAGGCGCUUUUAUACGCCAUUUUGACAAGUCCAACGACUGCUGCAUCUCCUUACCUCCAUCAUUUAACAGCCUUGACUACCAUCACAGGAGAUGGAUACACACCUUUUGUUGCUGUCCUCUUGCGGCUUGUCAACGAAUGUUAUCCAAAGCUGCUUGACCACCCUCGAAGUCAAGUUCUAUGGCUAUUAAGGCAGCUGAUAACCUACAAUGCUGCUGAUAUUGAUAUUUUGUGUGCCACACUUCUGCGACAGGUUGCGGGUGGAGAUUUAAGUACUGGGAAUGUUUGGCUGGCUACUCAGCUUUUGGACGUUAUGCUGAGUCAUGAGCAAUGGCUGUACGAGAAGCCCCAUCUUUUUACUAUGGCCUUGUAUACGUAUCUGCGACUUUUGCCAGAUCACACUAUGGGGAAAACUCCAGUUUUAAAUGAGAUCAAGCAGAAAGAGAUCAUGUUCUGUACCAAAGUUCUUCGGGAAAGGUUUCAAGAUUGCUUAAUGAUUGGUCGCGACUUGAUUCGUUUGCUUCAAGAUGUAGCGCUUCUUCCGGAAUUCGAACUUAUUUGGAGGGACUUACUGUCUAAUCCAUCUUCAUUUAAGGCACCCGGAUUUACCGACAUUGGGCAGUUGUAUGUUGUCAGGACCCCGACACGGUAUUUGGCAUCUAGGGUCACUCCAGAUAUGGAGACUCAAAUCAAGUUCAUGCUUACGAGCGUCCGGAUGGGUAGCCAACGGAGAUAUCAAACGUGGUUUGCUCAGCGUUAUUUAUUUACCUCUGAGAGCGAGACCUUGGUGUGUGACUUAAUUCGAUUCAUUUGUUGUGUAAUUCACCCAACCAACCAGAUUCUGCAGUCAGAUAUUUGUCCUCGCUGGGCUAUUGUGGGAUGGCUACUUAAGUGCUGUAAAAGCAACCAUAUUGAAGCAAAUGCGAAGCUAGCAUUGUUUUACGAUUGGUUCUUCUUCACCAAGACGGACAAUAUUAUGAAUAUUGAACCUGGUAUUCUGCUCAUGGUGCAUUCUAUUCCAAAAUAUGCAGACAUGACCAACUCCCUUCUGGAAUUCUUAUUUCUGUCGGUUGAGAACUAUGAUCCGAUUCGCCGUGACAUUAUCCUGAAGGGAUUUACAGCAUCCAUUGACAUUCUUGUUGGCAAGGGUGUGGUGCGGUCGUUGGAGCCUCUCUCAGCUUGCCAUUUAUUGUCGUCUCCUCUUCGCGAGAAAUUGAACGCUUACUUCCCCUCCUAUUGCAAGCCAGAUCCUGGGGAGGGACCGAGGCAGUUUAGACCCGAUUCGCUGCCAAUAGAUGGGGUUCAAAUCGGUAAAGGGGUUGGCAUGGGGAGUUAUGUUCCUACUGGUGGAGAUGCUAAUAUAUCACCUAUUGCUGCUCAAGGCUCAGAAGCUUCUGGUGUCAGUACAGACGAGCUGAAGCCGGGUGAUGUUGGAGAGAGUACAAACAGAAAGAGAAGACGUGGAGGUACAACAGAUGCUGUAGUUUCGGAAGUACAACUUCUUAUUGACGAUCUCACCGAAGCUUUGACUCAGUCUGAAGAAGGUGCUGCCGUUGCAUUGGAGAAGAUACUAGCUUCCUUUACUUCUGCUUCUGGUCAAACACACAGUGGAAAACUUGCCAAAGUUGAGUCUCCAAAUUCGUCAGAGAUGAAUCUGGACCCAACUGCGGCAAAUCAUACUCCUGACCUUUUCUCUUCAUCCUCUUUAGCAGUUCAAAAAUUUGCCAGUCAAGUCGUAGAAAUUUUUAAAAAAGGGGGUUACGAAAUAUUUGGCCCACUUAAAGCACUACCAUCAGAAAAUUCUAAUGUUGAGGAAUCGACAUCGUUGACUUCCACACUCUUGCAUAUGUAUGUGAGCAACAACCAUCCCCAAAUGCGUCAGUUGCUUGUGGCUUGGCAUCGCGAAGAGCUUGCAGUCGGUCCAAGGCUGCUGUGUUACGUUUCCAGGCUUGCAGAAGGGGUAGAACCGUUUUUGUCUAGGAGCCCCGCCUCGACAGUAGUUACAGGAGAUGCAGAAAUUGACUUGUCUGGCAAAGUGAAGAAGGAAAGUGUGUUGAAGAACUGCAGUGCGGCAAAUAGUAUGAAUACGGUGGUUGAUGGAGAUGGAGAAGUAACUGGUAAUUCUGGAAAUUCCUCGCAGGAGUGUAGUAAAAAUGGUGGGGAUGGAUCGGCCUUCACAGGAAAUCAUCAAACAAACAACAUAUUAAGGGGAAAUUCUUGCAAAUCUUAUCCUAAGGACCUGGACUCACAAUUGUUUGUCGUCAAUGCUUUCAAAGCGUAUGAAGAAUUUUUAAUACUGUUAAGCGGAGGCAAUUCGCCUUUGGAGAUUGGAGAUUCGAAUAUCACCGUAAAUCACAAAUCCAAGAAUUCAAGUACUGCACUGAUUGAAGGGCAGGCCUCCUUACCAUUGGAAUCGAGUGGAGUCAUGAGUGACGGGAAGAUACCAAAACUUGAUAGCAAGACUCCUGAUUCUCUGCUUAUCAAAGAUUUAGAAACUUGUUUUAUGUGGAACAUGCAAAGACUGUCACGGGUUUUGCCCUCAGUUUUCCGCUAUCUUCCACAUCUGGCCACUGGGAAAGAGGCCAUGUUGCUGCUCUUAGUCUCAACCGUUGAUCCAGUAGAUCUUUCCAAUUUUGAAUAUUGGGUAACAGUUGGAGAGUUUGCUGUAAUCGGAAGAGAACUGGAUUCCCUUGUACGCCUUGUAAAGGCCUCCUUAAGUUGGGAUUCUAUUGAACAGCAAUAUUUUUGGCGACUAAUGGGUGCUGAAAUUCUUUCUCUUUCUCCUGCUCCCGCCCUUCAGGUUGUCGAGUUAAGUCUGGCGGUUGUGGAUCCACUGUUGAAUCCAGAUGCUCUAUCAUGUUUGAUUUGGAUUUUACGAGUACAGGCACCCACAGUAGCUCUUUUAAGUGUAAUCCUGUCACUCCCUCCAAAAUUUGGCAACUUCGUUGCAAUUGUGAUGACAGGAUGGGUGUCUUCGCAUUACGUGCAACUCCUUUCUUGUCUACAGCAAUUGUAUGCUGACAAUCUGUUGAGGGAUGGCCGCUUAAGAAAGAGUGAAGUUGGGAACAAUGAUGGAAACUCUGGAUCGCCAAGGCCAGAAAAGAUUAAUGGUGCAUUGAUGGCACCAGUUCUACGUGCUUUUGAGGAUUCUAAGACUGGGAGGGUUGCCAUGGAUGAGAAGGCCGCUCUUCGCACUGGGGAAAUUCGACGUGCCCUUCUCAAAGUUCUUGGAAUUGGUGAGGUGCAGGCUGUAGAUACUUUAGUGGAGAAAGUUGGUGAAAAUUCCUAACACAGGUGAAGAAGCCAAUAUACGAGUUCUGCAAUGAGAUUUUGGAAGGUUAACUUACGAAUUAAAAACUUGGUAUCUUUCAGCAUUCAGAGGCCGGCUUAGAAUAUCCUACAAGUGGGUUUUGGCAUACAGAAUUCGUGUCGACUUUAGUGAACCCGAAGUCAGUGAUCCUUGUAGCAUGGUUGUCAUUGAUGGAAGAGCACGGCAAAGGGUUCUCCUUGAAAGGCUAAGCAUUCUCUUCUGGUGCGGAGCUUACUCACGUUGGAGGAAUUGAGCCGUGUGAAGUUUCGCUCUGCUCCUUAUCUUAAAGGUGACCGACCUUGUAGACCCCAAUUUUUGUUAGUUUUGCUUCUCUGUCUCGUCUGCGCUACAGUUGGAAGAGGAUGUGAAGCAGUGGAAGUCUACACUGGGGUUUGCUUGGAUCACGUGCUUACUUGAUGGAUGCGUCUUGAUGAUCCAAAUGACAACAUGAGCAGCACUUGCAUUACACCCGGUUUGUUUUGAAUACCCGGGCUUUCUGGUUGCCUAGCCGUGGGUAAAAUAGAAGAGAUGUGGCUGAUUACGGAAAGUACUCUUAUGUUAAAAUGUUACCUUUUUGCAUCUGUUGCACUUCAGUCACAAGAGGUGUGAGUGGCAGUUGAGGUGGCGAAAUGAGGGGCUUGGUCGUAAACAGCCUUAAUCUUUCUUCCUCUCAAAGUUCACUUCAUCUACACGUAGCAUCAGUAGUUGUGAUACAGAUAUGGUGAAAGCAAGCAACCAGAACGGCUCAUGUCCAAAUGGGGUGUAAUAUUGUAUCAAUUUGAAACAUGUAAAGGGGAACUUCAGUCCCCACUCCUCACAC